Chaetura pelagica (chimney swift) is the source of this 2847-nucleotide messenger RNA. It is a transcript of the gene CEP104, whose product is annotated as centrosomal protein 104kDa. Lineage: Eukaryota; Metazoa; Chordata; Aves; Apodiformes; Apodidae. The transcript has 21 exons. Bases 1 to 2847 code for a protein of 948 amino acids. Gene Ontology annotation, cellular component: cilium. The record is from RefSeq and is a predicted model, not a curated record.
AUGCCACACAAGGUCAGGUUCAUAGUUGUUAGUUCCUCGGGACAUGAAGAUGGCUUCAGUGCCAAGGAGCUGAUGGAUCAUGCACCAACGGUGAACGGAUGGCGAUCACCCAGGCUCUGUCAGUACCCACAGGAGAUUGUUCUGCAGUUGGUGGAGAGGUGUCGGAUACGAAAGCUGCAGCUGCUUGCUCACCAGUUCAUGAUUUCGAGCAAAAUUGAGUUCUACGUCAGUGAAAGCUUGCCUGAAUGCUCUGCUCCUUACCAGUCAGAGAGGUUUCACAGGCUAGGUUAUGUGCUUCUCUCAGACAAUGAAAAGACUGAUUUCAAAGCACGAGAGUUAAAAUCUGUGUAUAUGGAUGCAGUUGGCCAGUACCUGAAGCUGAUUUUCCAUAAAAAUCAUUACAAUAAACACAACCUUUAUGGUCAGGUUGCCCUGGUCGCUGUCAACAUCAUUGGGGAUCCAGCAGACUACAGUAGUGACAUCAAUAAUACUCCUUCCAGAGAGAAGCUGGUCGACCACUACUUAGGAAUUAAAUCAGAUGAUCCAGCCUUAGAUGGAACUCACCUUGGGAAACCUGAUGCCAUUUCCCCUCUGGAUGAUUUGGCUUUUGACAUGUACCAGGACCCAGAAGUUGCUCAGAUCAUACGCAGGCUGGACGAGAAGAAGCGCGAAGCUGUGCGCCGAGAGCACUACGACCACGCCAAGAAGCUCAAGCAAGCUAUUGCAGACCUGCAAAAGGUAGGGGAACGACUGGGACAGUAUGAGGUGGAGAAGCGCUGCGCUGUGGAGAAGGAGGAUUAUGACCUUGCUAAGCAGAAGAAGGAGCAGAUGGAGACGUACCGGCUGCGGGUGUACCAGCAGCUGGAGCUCCACGACCUGCUGGGCAGGGACCUGGUGAUCCGGAAGCCCCUGGAGCUGCCCUUGCAGUCUGUGUCAAACACUGGCAGCCCCCAGCACACACGAGGCUCAAACCCACCUUCCUGUGAGCGCCGGGCAGAGCCACAGGGAGCAGAGCCUUUGCUGCCAGAGAAGCCAGCAACACAUCCUGCUUCUCCUGAGCCCCCUGUUCCCCAUCAGACCCUUCCACCUUCUGGGGCUCAUCCCACAAGCUCUGGGGUGGUGUUUUCCAAAGAAAAUGUUGAACAUUUACCUUUUGAUGAGAGGCCUCUUCCAACUCUCUGCAAACAGUCUCAUGAAGCAGUUGCCCACCUCGAGCCACAGGUGACCCAAGAGGACAUGAGUGAUACCCCACAAAGUGGCAAUCCUGGGGAACCUGAGCCAUUGACUGAGAAGGCACUGAGGGAAGCCAGCCCUGCUAUUGACGUUUUUGGAGAAGCUUUGGUUUCAGGGGCAUAUUCCAAAACUUGGUCAUAUCGAGAAGAUGCGUUACUGGCUGUUUACAAGAAGCUGAUGGAAAUGUCAGCAAACACCCCAAAGGAUGUUUCCAAGAACACACUGAGAGCUGCCAUUUUCCUGGUGCAGAGAGCCAUCAAAGACACAGUGUCCUCAGUUUUUCAAGCUUCCCUGAAACUUUUAAAAAUGAUCCUCACCCAAUACAUUCCAAAGUAUGAACUGGGCAAAGGAGAAACUUCUCAUUGUGUGGAAAAAACGCUUCCAAAUUUACUUUCCAGAACAGGAGACUCUUCAUCCCGUCUUCGCCUUGUGGCUUCUAACUUUAUUCAGGAAAUGGCACUGUGCAGUGAAGUUAAACCUCUUCAGAUCAUUCCAGUCCAUUUGGUUCAACCACUAAAACCAAACUCCCCAACCCACUUGGCAAUGAGCCAGGUGGAAUUAGUGGAACGACUCCUGAAAGUCAUGGGAACGGGAAACUCGGGCUUUACCAUCAGCAACGUUGCGAAGUUUGCAAUGGGAGCUUUGGGACACAGAGCUCCUGAAGUCCGUGAUGUGGCCUUGCAGAUUCUCUUUGAGCUGUACAGGAAGCACAGGGCUAAUCUGCUGCGGUAUCUUCCUCCAGAUGAUGCCAGCAUCCGCAGGACUGUCAUCUACAAAACACUCUUUGAUGGGUUUGCUAAAAUAGAUGGUAAAUCUUCUGAAGCUGAAACUGGGGCACAGAGAAAGGCAGCAACAGAAGAAGCAGGGAAAAAGAAGAAGGAGGAAAUAAAAGUUCUACAACGUCAUCUGGCAGCUCUAAGGGAGAUAGAAGCAGAAGUUCAAGUUGGAAAGGAGAAAGAAUCUGAUUUUCAGAAGCCAAAGAAUCAAGGUUACCGGGCAAACGAAAGCCCACAGCCCGCGGCAGCAGAGGUUCCAGAGGAUCCUUACAGUGUGGAGAAUUACUUGGAUAACUUAUGUAUUUUUUGUGGUGAGAGGGAUGAAUCCUUCACAGGGGAAGGACUGGAUCGCCACUACUGGAAACACUGCCCUAUGCUAACCAGAUGUGAGCACUGCAAGCAGAUGGUGGAAAUAGCAAGCCUGACAGAGCACUUGUUGAUGGACUGUGAUAAAAAGGACAGCUUUGAGAAAUGCCAGCGGUGCAGGGAGGCCCUUCCAAAGGAUGAGUUGCCCAAACACAUUAAGAGCAAGGCUUGCAAUUCUGCUAAACCAGAAGAUGUGGCAAACCAUUGCCCCUUGUGCCAUGACAACUUUUCCCCAGGAGAGGAGGCCUGGAGGUCUCACCUAAUGGGCAACAAUGGCUGUAAAAUGAAUCAACGGAGGGUAUCCAUGCUAAAUAAAACUCAUCUGUUGCAGCCUGGCAAAAUAGGUGGCCAGUAUGUGAAGAAACCAAGUCCUUCAGUAGCAAAAGCCCGAUCUCCCCCUAUAGGAAGCAAGGCCUCAGCCCCAAGAGGGGGACCAAAUAAAAGCACUGGCAAAACAUACUCAAAGCGAUGA